This is a messenger RNA of Fusarium odoratissimum NRRL 54006, 1161 nucleotides long. RefSeq lists its product as uncharacterized. Lineage: Eukaryota; Fungi; Ascomycota; Sordariomycetes; Hypocreales; Nectriaceae. The transcript has a single exon. The record is from RefSeq and is a predicted model, not a curated record. The coding region runs from base 1 to 1161 and encodes 386 amino acids.
AUGUUCAAUUUUAUGCUUGCAUCCCUGGCGGUCGCCAGUUCUUUGCAGUCCUUGGCCUCGGCCAGCGCCAUCUCACCUCGAGCUCCACGUCCCUGGAGUAACUUCAACAACAACGUGGUCUUCACCCCGCCUACCUCUUGGGUUGAUCCGCGUACCCUCUAUGCUCGCACUCUCCAGCUGAGCGAUAAAUCUCUUCUCAUCACUUGCGAGAUCUAUUCGCCGGAAGAUCCGUUGUCUCUCCCAAUCUUCCGCUCCACAGAUGGCGGGGCGACUUGGAAAGAGCACUCACGAUUCAGAGACCAGGUUAAUGGCUGGGGAAUGGCAUACCAGCCUAUCCUGUACUCUUUGCCCGAGAGGUUUGGCGGGUAUCCGGCCGGCACCAUCCUCGCAGUGGGCACGUCACUUCCCAGCAACAAGAGUCAUGCCUACAUCGACAUGUACGCCAGUACAGAUGGCGCCAAAACAUUCACAUUCCUCAGUCAUGUUGCUUACGGGCUAGGUCCAGAGACCGUCCGCAAUGGUGACAAGGCCAUCUGGGAAGCGUUCUUGCUGAUGUAUAAGGGCAAAUUGAUCGUCUACUACUCUGAUCAGCGCGAUCCACAGCAUGGACAGAAACUCGUUCACACUACCACGACUAAUCUGAGAAAAUGGGACCCAAUCGUGAAUGAUGUCGCUAUGGACUACUACGACGGACGCCCCGGUAUGACUACGGUUGCGCACAUACCCAUCAACAACAACUACAUCAUGACGUUUGAAAACUGCGGUGCGCCGGUAAAGAACUGCCAGGUCAACUACAUCGUCUCCAACGACCCGACCAAGUUUUUCGGCAGGCCCAUCCAACCAAUCGUGUCCAAUGACACAGCGGCGAUGAGUCCCUACGGCUCACCCUUCAUCAUCUGGGCCCCCCUCAAAGCUGGCAGCAAGGACGGCAUCCUUAUCGCCAACGGCAACAGUGAUAGUGACGUCUAUGUUAACGACUACAGAGCACUUCCGGAGAACUGGAAGAGAGUCAAAAUCAACCAGAAGAAUGGUUAUAGUCGAGAUCUUCGAGUCAUCAAGGACAAUCGUGGAAAUCUAAAGUUGCUCGUCGCAAGCGGAGGCAACUUUGGCGAAGCAGACACCAAUGCUUUGAUUGUUGGCGUGGUUGAUAUUCCCCAGUAG